Messenger RNA from Galeopterus variegatus (Sunda flying lemur), 2596 nucleotides. RefSeq names its product maestro heat-like repeat family member 5. The transcript has 20 exons. Gene Ontology annotation, cellular component: cytoplasm. The annotation marks the transcript as partial. The record is from RefSeq and is a predicted model, not a curated record. Lineage: Eukaryota; Metazoa; Chordata; Mammalia; Dermoptera; Cynocephalidae.
AUGCUGGCCAUGCAGCAGAGCAUGGUGCUGGAGGCCAUCUGCCACUGCCUGGAUGAGCAUGACCAGACCUUUCUCUUCCACUUGUACGGGCUGAUCCUCCGGGAAUGCACCCACAAGGAGCUGGUGAGGAGGCACCUGGCUUGCCUGCUGGAGUUGUCCCACCAGCCUGCGGGCCAGCGGCAGGGCAUGGCACUUGCUGUGGGCGUGGCAGCCACCGUGCACGUGGAGGUGGUGUGGACAGUGCUGGAGCGCCUGGGCCACACCAGGUUCCUGAGGUUGGCCCUCCCUUCCCCAGAUAACAAGGACGACAUCCUAGACACGAGCUUCCUUUCGGCGGCUGUGAUGCUCACGAAGGCCAUCGGGCGGGAGGAUGGUGCCCAGAACUACAAGUUCACUCAGAUUCCCGAGCUCAUCGGGUGUCUCCUGUGCCUCCUGCAGAAGGAGCCCAACUUCCUGGCCACCCUCUGCCGGCAGAAGAUCAUACUGGUCAUUGAGGGACUGAGCAAUUUGCGGCCCCAUUUCACACCCAUGGUCAAGUCCAGGAUCCUGCAGACCUGCCUGAGGAGCUUGUACACACUCCCACCCAUGGAGACGUUGAAGAGCAGCUUACCCCCCAUGGAGCCAGCCCCGGAUGUCAUGGAGCUGUACAGGAAGACUGCACGUGCGCUCGGCCUGCUGCUGCAGAGCUUCAUCUCUGAGAAUGAGAGCUUGGACGAGGUCUGCUUCCUCCUGCAGCACACAGAACACUGGCUGAGGUCGGACAAGAGCCACGAGUGCAAGCGGGCCGUGCAGUCCAUCUCCCAGCUCCUGCAAUACGUGGUGGACUUUCUGCACAUCACAGAAGAGGCCACGCCCUCCAUGCUGGGCCACCAGCUAGGCCUGCUGACUCUGCUGUGGCAGGACAAGGACGGGGUCACCCGGGAUCUCUCCCGCCGCUGUGUCUUCCUCCUCCUCCAGCUUCUGGCUCAGCAGAAGGGGAGGACGGUGGGAUUCAUGCACCUGAACAAAACAAAGCAUUUUGAAGGACGGGCCUCCAGGGCACGGGAGGUGAACGUGAAGCUCCACGAUGUGGUGAAGGCCUUCGACAAGAACCUGACCGUGGCCCAGCACACACAGCUGGUUCUCACGCUCCAGCACAGCCUGUGCAGCCACAGCCAGCCACGCCGCGACCUGGCCUCGCAGCUCCUCCUGAUGAUCUUCGAGGGGCCUGGACUCAAGACCGAGCAGGUGGCCGAGGUCCUGCAUAGCCUGUUCCGGGAGCUGCCGGGCAUCACCUUCAGUAACAUGCAGGCCAUGAUGAAGGCCAUGACGGCUCUGGGGACCCAGCACACCCAGGAGACAGUUGAGGUGGUCCUGUCCCUGUGCCCCCCCUCGGAGAGGCGGAUCCUACCCCUGUGGAAAGCCCUGGCUUCCAACAACCGGCUGGCCCGUAAGGUCAUCACUCUGCUCUACAUGAAGCUGAAGCUGAGGCCCGCAAGGGACCUCAUCAGGUCCAUGCAGCAUACCCAGCUCACCUCUCUGCUGGCCCUGGGCACCAUUUACGAGCUGCUCUACACCCAGGAGUGCAAGCCCGCAGUCCACUGGGCCUUUGCAGGGAUCCUCCUGGGUCUACUUACGCAGCUCCACUACCUGUUUGAGCUGGGCAUGGUUGAGGGCAUCUCGGACUACCAGGAAGAUGUCCUAGAAAUGAAGCCCCUCAGCCCCUGCAGGACGUGCCUAGAAGCCCUGAAGGGCCUCUUCUGGACCACCAACUACUGGGAGGUGUUCGCCUACCUCAAGCUGCUGCAGGGCUGGGAGCUCUUUGAGCAUCUGGAAACCUACACAGAGGGCGUGACCCUCUUGGCCCGGGCCAUGGCCCACUAUGACUGUGAGGUCAAGGCUGUCUUGGGGCAGGCGGUCAUCUCCAUGAAGAGCAGAGAGGAGCGGGACAACGUCGUGGCCAUUCUCGUCAUCACAGAGUUUCUCAACAGCCCAGUGGUCUCCCAGCAUGUGUCUCGGAGAAGAAUGGACAAGUUCCUGAGCCUGGGUCUGCACAACCCCAACCAGCUUGUGCGGGCCAUGAGCCUGAAGGGCCUCAGCAGUGCCCUGAUGCACCCUGAGAAGGGGGCCCUGCUCCGGGACCAGCUGACAGGGCUGCUGGAGAGCUUCCUGAAGCCCGAGCCCAAGGACCCCUCGGGCCUCAUGGAGAUCCUGGGUGACAUCCUGCACCGCCUGGGAGUCCAGAGAGCUGGUGUCAUCAGCCUCAAGAUUGCACAGCACCUGCCCCCCUUGUUUGAAGAUGAAAGGGAAGAGGUGCGCGGAGGAGCCAUCUUCCUGUUCGGACAUGUCAUCCACGGUGGAGGCAAGAGGUUCCAGCAGGCGCUCAAGACCAUCGCCUCCCAGGUCCUGGUGCCACUGCUCUUCCACCUGGUCGACCCCUGCCCUGGAGUGGUGAAGUGUGCAGAUCACGCCCUCUGUGACAGUGCCCACCACACCCUGUCUGCCCGAUGCCCCAGCCUGGAGGGGACCCUGUUUAAUUCCACAGAGGAUCUGCAGGGUGGCCCUGAAACUGCAGCCCUGGACUGUGGCCGUGUCACAUGGGCCCCAGGGUUCACUG